UAGGGCUUAUUCCCUCGCUCUUGUUCAAACAUGCACAUUCUUCUUUAUGCCCUUUUUUCUUGCAGGUUACGGCCUCGUCUGCCAUCGUGUAAUCAAGACCCUCUGCCAGAUCAUUGGUGUGAAGGACUUGCAUGCGAAGGUCGAGGGCAACACCAAAAACUACCUGGCUAUUGUGCGUGGAUUCCUCCGGCUGCUGCACGAACAGUCGAUGCGAUACUUCGCUGUAGUAAAUGCUGAUCGGGACCAAAUUGUCGGCCAGCCCUUUGUCGAUUUUGACACCUUCUUUCCCAACUCCAUUUUAAGAGGCAUUUUCAUAUAUCAUUGGCUUCGUCGCAUACUGUUUACGUGCGGUCGACAUACUCGAUCCAUCUCAUCCAAUGGCUUCCUUCUGCAGGAAACGUAUGAGGAAGUAGCCAAUCGUCUGGGUCUGCACGUGGUCGAAUUUGACGAAAAUCACAAUAUGGUGCCGCAAGUGCUUGCUUCACCAUCUUCUGGCAUCGCUGGCGGCGGUUCUGGUCACAAAACUGAUCCCCUGCUACGCACCCGCCCACUACCUCCUGCACCCAAGUGCAGCCGGACAGACACUGAUUUGGCCUCCCUACACGCUUUUUGGAAGGACUCCAAGAAGCCGCCCAUCCUCGAGAUCACGAACCCCGCCUCCCCACCUCGGGUCUAUCAGAAGCCUGAUCCAGAAUAUGAUCCGCUGAACAACCUGGUUGAUGCAGAGGAUGAAGAGGUGGAGGAGUCAGUGGCGCGUCUGCUAGAACGCGGCGAACGCGAUUUGGACACUCUGGUCACUCUGAAGGGUCUG
This is a messenger RNA of Dibothriocephalus latus, 811 nucleotides long. The record is from the annotation of a GenBank genome assembly. Lineage: Eukaryota; Metazoa; Platyhelminthes; Cestoda; Diphyllobothriidea; Diphyllobothriidae.